UUCAAGGCCUUUCAGACUUACCACAGCUUCAGUUUCCUCUAUUUGUAGCAUUUGUACUUGUCUACACUACCAUUGUGUUGAGUAAUCUGGUCAUUUUUGUAUCUGUAAUCUGUUGCUCCCAUUUACACACUCCCAUGUACAUGUUCUUGUGCAAUCUUUCAGUGCUUGAUAUCUCUUACACCUCGACUAUUCUACCCAAACUGUUGGUCAUGCUCUUCACACAAUGUAAGACCAUAUCCUUUGUAGAGUGCAUGAUUCAGGUGUAUUUCUUCAUGUUUUUUGUCUGUACAGAAGUUCUUGUUUUGUCUGCAAUGGCUUACGAUCGUUAUAUAGCAAUCUGUUUUCCCCUCAGUUACUUUCACUUUAUGAGCCCCAAUCACUGUACUACGCUGAUAGUGGCAGUAUGGAUAAUUGGUUUAAUAGAGCCACUUUUGCAUACUGUCUUUAUUUGUAACUCAACCUAUUGUUCUUCACACCACAUUGACCAUUUUUUCUGUGAUGUUUCUCCAUUGAUGAAACUUUCUUGCAGUUAUACCUUAAUCAUUGAGAUCUGGACAUAUAUUUUGGGGUUUCUCAUCGGAAUAUGUAUGUUUACAUUUAUAGUAAUAUCAUAUGUGUUUAUUAUCUCUGCUAUCCUAAAUAUUAAAUCGGCAGGUGGUCGACAUAAAGCCUUUUCUACCUGUGCCUCCCACAUGACCUGUGUUAUCAUCUUUUAUGGAACAAUGUUUUGUUUGUAUAUAAAGCCAACAUCUAUGUAUUCACCAAGGCAGGACAAGUUUUAUGCCUUAUUGUACGUUAUACUUAUUCCACUACUGAAUCCUCUUAUUUACACCCUAAAGAAUAAAGACUUCAAACAG
Molecule: messenger RNA, 857 nt
Organism: Pelobates cultripes (western spadefoot toad)
Lineage: Eukaryota; Metazoa; Chordata; Amphibia; Anura; Pelobatidae
Source: the annotation of a GenBank genome assembly